CGGCUUUCCACCGCACAACCGGGUGAGGCUGCGUUAUAUAUUCGUUAAAAUGAUUUUAGCAAAUUCCAAGUGACCUAAAAAAAAUCGACACGGGUUCUGAAGCCGUUUUCUGAUGUUAGAGGCGGGAAUAUGGAAGGCGGGCGUCGUUUAAGUUUGUUUCUGAAAAUUUUGAAAAGCCGUCAUGAAUUCUACGCUGUAUUACCCGGGGCUGCAGUAUGAAUUUCAGGAACCAGCAGCCUACAACAACCGUCUGUGGUCGGUCUCCGGGUACAGCGGCGUACCGAAGGGGCAGAGCGCAUGGCAAGCUCCCCCACUUAGUCCCACAAGCGCCAGCGCAGUCGCGAUGAGCACCGUGGGGGGUGGGGGGCCAGCAGGGCAGGUGCAGAGCCCUCCUCAGGGACAGCAGCAGGCCCAGCAGCAGCCCGUCGCCCCCAAGAGGCCCCCCAGGAGGGUCCAGAAACAGCCUCCCGACCGUCCGAAGCGUGCACUGUUCUGCCUCAAUCUCAAGAACCCCAUAAGGAAGCUCUGCAUUGACGUCGUCGAAUGGAAACCUUUUGAAUGGUUGAUAUUAAUGACCAUCUUUGCAAAUUGUGUUGCCUUGGCUGUUUAUACACCAUUUCCUAAUGGUGAUUCAAAUACAACAAACGCUUAUUUGGAAAAGAUCGAGUACAUCUUUUUAGUAAUUUUUACAGCAGAAUGCAUUAUGAAAAUUAUAGCUUAUGGUUUUUUUAUGCACCCUGGGGCGUACUUGAGAAACGGUUGGAAUUUGCUCGACUUUACUAUAGUUGUUAUAGGUAUGAUUAGUACGGCACUCUCAUUUUUGACAAGAGAUAGUUUCGAUGUGAAGGCUUUGAGAGCCUUCAGGGUACUGAGACCUUUGAGAUUGGUAUCUGGAGUACCAAGCUUACAGGUCGUGUUAAAUUCAAUUCUGCGUGCCAUGGUGCCUUUAUUACACAUUGCUCUCCUUGUGUUGUUCGUUAUUAUUAUUUAUGCCAUUAUCGGAUUGGAGUUGUUCUCAGGUCAAAUGCAUAAAACUUGUUUUCACAAUAAUACAGGGGAACAAAUGGAAGAGCCACAUCCAUGUGGUGAUGGUUUUAACUGUUUUGAAAUUGGACCCGAAUUCGUUUGUAAAGGUUGUCACGAACCGAAUUCUGAAAAUGGCUGUAAAAAUGAAUGGAAAGGACCAAAUUCCGGCAUUACCAAUUUCGAUAAUUUCGGUUUAGCUAUGUUAACUGUCUUUCAGUGCAUUACUUUAGAAGGCUGGACCGACGUACUUUACAAUAUACAAGACGCUCUAGGAAGGGAGUGGCAAUGGUCAUAUUUCGUCUCCAUGGUUAUAUUAGGGGCGUUUUUUGUUAUGAACUUGAUUCUUGGUGUCCUCAGCGGAGAAUUCUCCAAAGAGAGAGAAAAGGCUAAGGCAAGGGGCGACUUUCACAAGCUGAGAGAGAAACAGCAGCUCGAAGAAGACCUCCGGGGUUAUCUGGAUUGGAUCACUCAAGCUGAGGACAUCGAGCCCGAAGGCGAGGAUCAACAAAACCAGGACCAGAGGAACGCCAUAUCGAACGAGAUGGCGUCCACUGACCAGUUGGAGGAAGAGGUCCAGCAGGAUUCUUGCUUUACUAAGAAGAAAAAAGACUUUGACCGGGUCAAUAGGAGGAUGCGAAGGGCUUGCCGUAAAGCCGUCAAAUCGCAGGCCUUCUAUUGGCUUAUAAUUGUUUUAGUGUUUUUAAAUACUGGCGUUUUAGCCACCGAGCAUUACCAGCAGCCUAUCUGGUUGGACCAUUUUCAAGAAUACACAAAUAUGUUUUUUAUCGCCUUAUUUACAAUAGAAAUGUUGUUGAAAAUGUAUAGUUUGGGUUUUCAAGGUUACUUUGUGUCCUUAUUUAAUCGUUUCGAUUGUUUUGUUGUUAUCGGCAGUAUAACUGAAAUGGUUUUAACUCACUCAAACAUAAUGCCACCUCUGGGAAUAUCUGUGUUGCGCUGUGUUAGGCUGUUAAGAGUUUUUAAAGUUACAAAAUAUUGGCGGUCACUGUCGAAUUUGGUGGCCUCGUUGUUAAAUUCUAUACAAUCGAUAGCUUCUUUGUUGCUUCUACUAUUUUUAUUCAUUGUUAUUUUUGCCCUACUGGGAAUGCAAGUUUUUGGUGGACGAUUUAAUCGGAAGACCGAAGAAAAGCCUAGAUAUAAUUUUGAUAGUUUUUGGCAGAGUUUAUUGACUGUUUUUCAAAUAUUGACUGGUGAGGACUGGAACACAGUCAUGUACGACGGUAUAGAAGCCUAUGGAGGUGUUAAAGGAUUUGGUGCUCUAGCUUCUAUAUAUUAUAUAAUCCUUUUUAUCUGUGGUAACUAUAUUUUGUUGAACGUCUUCUUGGCUAUCGCCGUCGACAACUUGGCUGACGCGGAAUCUCUGACCGCUAUCGAAAAAGAGGAGGAGGAAAAACAGCAAGAGGAAGAUAAGAGGUCGAAGAGUCCUACUCCAAAUCCAGAAGAAGAGGAAGAAGAAGUUGAGGAGGAGGAGCACAGUUUAGAAGAAGAAAUGGAAGAUGGACAGUAUUCCGAAAGAUCGGGCCAUGAGGAUGAGGAGGAAGCCGAAUCUCAUACGAAAAUAGCUCUGGAAGGGGAGGAGGAGGACAUUGGCCAAAACGAAGAGGACGAAGAGGGAGAAGACAUAGUCGUUGUUUCGAAAGACUCGGCUAGACCACGCCGUCUCUCAGAGGUCACUAUACUUAAGAAAAUCAAGCCGAUACCGAAGGGCAGUGCCUUUUUUAUAUUUUCGUAUAAGAACAGAUUUCGGGUUCUGUGCCACUGGCUAUGCAAUCAUUCGUACUUCAGCAAUAUAAUUUUGGUUUGUAUUUUGGUUUCUUCCGCUUUAUUAGCUUUGGAAGAUCCAAUUCCAGAUAAAGAAAAUAAAAAAGCCGAUAUAUUAACGAAAUUCGACUACUUUUUUACUGGAAUAUUUUCCGUGGAAUUGGUAUUAAAGACAAUAUCAUACGGAUGCAUUCUACAUAAGGGUGCCUUCUUAAGAUCAGCAUUUAACGUACUGGACUUAGUCGUAGUGUGCGUUUCUUUGGUGUCCAUUUAUAACAGUCAGGGAGCAAUGUCAGUAGUUAAAAUUCUUCGAGUUUUAAGAGUACUAAGGCCUCUACGAGCAAUAAAUCGCGCUAAAGGACUUAAGUAUGUAGUGAAAUGCGUGAUAGUAGCCAUUAAGACGAUCGGCAAUAUCAUGCUGGUCACCUACCUUCUGCAGUUCAUGUUCGCUGUCAUCGGAGUGCAGCUCUUUAAGGGUAAAUUUUCCCACUGUACUGAUGGCUCGAAGCUGACAGCAGGUGAAUGCAACGGAACUUAUUUGGUUUACGUUGACGGUGACAUAAACAAGCCAGUGAUGAAGGACAGGGAAUGGGAACCGAAUCGAUUCCAUUUUGACAACGUGGCCAAAGCGAUGUUGACGUUGUUCACUGUGUCCACUUUCGAGGGCUGGCCUGGACUCCUCUACGUCUCAAUAGACUCGAACGAAGAAAACAAAGGACCAAUUCACAAUUACCGCCCCAUAGUAGCCGCCUACUACAUCAUUUACAUCAUCAUUAUCGCAUUCUUCAUGGUUAACAUAUUCGUCGGUUUUGUUAUCGUUACAUUCCAGAAUGAAGGCGAACAGGAGUACAAGAACUGCGAACUGGACAAAAACCAGAGGAACUGUAUGGAGUUCGCCCUCAAGGCCAAACCCGUCAGAAGAUACAUUCCAAAGCACAGAAUCCAGUACAAGGUUUGGUGGUUCGUUACGUCCAAGCCUUUCGAAUACGCCAUUUUUACUUUGAUUAUUAUCAACACAGUCACAUUGGCUAUGAAGUUUCACGGACAGCCCGACGAAUAUGGUAGUGUUUUAGAUUACUUGAACAUGAUCUUCACGGCGGUAUUUGCGAUGGAAUUUGUUUUUAAACUAGCAGCCUUUAGGGCUAAAAAUUACUUCGGAGAUCCAUGGAAUGGUUUUGACUUCAUUAUCGUCUUGGGGAGCUUCAUCGAUAUAGUUUAUCAAGAUGUUAGCCCAGGUGGCGAUAGGAAAAUCAAGUUUUCCGGAAAUUUCUUCCGAUUAUUUCGCGUCAUGAGACUUAUAAAACUGCUGAGUAGAGGCGAAGGCAUUAGAACCUUGCUAUGGACAUUUUUUAAGUCUUUCCAGGCUCUGCCCUACGUAGCUUUGCUUAUAUUGAUGCUCUUUUUUAUUUACGCAGUUAUAGGGAUGCAAAUGUUUGGGAAAAUCGAAAGCAACGACAUAGAAUCAGACUCUUCCCUUUCCAGAAACAACAAUUUUGCUUCAUUUUUUCAAGCGGUUUUGGUAUUGUUUCGAUCAGCUACAGGUGAAGCAUGGCAAGAGGUCAUGAUGGACUGUGCGGAUACGAAGAAAGCUAGAUGUGAUAGGAGACUCAAUCGUUCAUCAACCGACUCCCCAUAUUGCGGAUCGGAUUCUGCGUAUCCAUAUUUUAUAUCUUUUUACGUUUUAUGUUCGUUUUUGAUCAUUAAUUUAUUCGUAGCGGUUAUCAUGGAUAAUUUCGAUUAUCUGACAAGGGACUGGUCGAUUCUGGGCCCCCACCAUUUGGACGAAUUCAUCAGGUUGUGGAGUGAGUACGAUCCAGACGCAAAGGGCCGCAUUAAGCACCUGGACGUGGUCACGUUGCUCCGGAAAAUAUCACCUCCCUUAGGUUUCGGUAAACUCUGUCCCCACCGCGUCGCUUGCAAACGUUUGGUGUCGAUGAACAUGCCUCUGAACAGUGAUGGUACCGUUUUGUUCAACGCCACGUUGUUCGCGGUCGUGAGGACGUCAUUGAGAAUCAAAACCGAAGGCAACAUAGACGACGCCAACGCCGAAUUGCGCGCGGUUAUCAAGAAGAUCUGGAAACGGACGAGCCCCAAGCUUCUUGACCAGGUGGUUCCCCCGCCAGGCGUGGACGACGAAGUCACCGUUGGCAAAUUCUACGCCACCUUCCUCAUUCAGGACUACUUCAGACGCUUCAAAAAAAGAAAGGAGCAAGAACUGAAAGAAGGGGACAAGGAGCAGCACAAUACGGUCACUCUACAGGCUGGACUAAGGACACUUCACGAGGCCGGGCCUGAAUUGAAGCGAGCUAUCUCUGGAAACUUGGACGAGUUGAUUGACGAUAAUCCAGAACCUAUGCAUCGCAGGAAUCAUUCACUAUUUGGAAGCGUGUGGUCAUCGAUGAAGAGAGGACACAGCUUCAGCCGAGCCAAGUCGCUCAAACUGAACUCCACGCAAAUUAAGAUCACUCCUGCUUCGAGCAUAGACUACCUGCCGUACAAUUCGAUCAAGAACGCGGUUACGGAGGGCAUGAACCACAUCACUUCGAUGACCAAGAAUGUGGUCCACAACAGAGCAAGCGCCACCUCAUUAAACGACGGCUACAGGGAUGAAGAAAUUCCUCUGCAGUCGCUAACCAACUUGUACGGCGAUCCGGAGAAGAACACUUACACCAUAAUCGAUCUUCAGGGCGACAAUCAAGAGCUGAUGCCGCCCACGCCACCGCCGAGACGCGUCAAGAUGAACCUGAACAGCCCCUCGUCGCCGGGGGCUCAGCAACCUUCGUCGGGGGCACCUGCAGGCUUUACUCGCAUAGCAAGCGGCCUCAAGCUCGCACAAGCACAGGCCAUGGCGGUGGCCGGAUUUCUACCCGCCCCCCCGGAGUGGCCAUGCGACGAUGGUUUGGUGUCCAGCGGCCUCCACGCGCUCCAGACUGCUGCCGAUUUCCAGCUGGGACCCGAAGAGAGGCUUAUGCGCUGCUCCCUCCUAAACCACAGGGCUUCUUUCCACGGCAGAGUUCCUCAACAACCUGGUGAACCCAACGGUCACGUAGCUAACGAAAGGCUAACUCACUCGCUGCCCGGGAGCCCUGCAGAACGUAGGCCAGCAUCCUUUGAAGUUGUCGGUUCUGCGGAGAGCCUGGUAGGCCGGAUUUUAGCAGAACAGGGUCUAGGUAAAUACUGCGAUCCGGAGUUUGUUCGAAACACCUCUAAAGAGAUGCAGGAAGCUCUGGACAUGACGCCGGAAGAAAUGGACCGUGCUGCUCAUCAGCUUCUUCAGCAGGAGCGACAGCUGCGGAGUAGGGCUGGACAAUCGAGCCCCAUAGAAUGCCCUAUGCCCAGCCAAAAUUUAUAGCACCCCAUUCAAGAACCAGUCGCCACUCUACCAAGUGCCUAAUUAUUUCUUCUGGUCCAAGGAAGACUAAAAUUAUUAUUAAUGUGUAGUUUUGUAACCUCCGGACUUUUUGUUUCGAUGGAUUGUUCCUCGAGAACGAUCCGCCAAUGGCCAAAUAAAAUGAAACGUAUUUUUUCUUUUGAAAAUAUUUUGUGCGGGGGCGAAAAUUGAGCGUUUCUAUAUUCGACAGUACGCCGCUAUCAAAUCAAAAACGAACCUACAUAUAUUUAUCCUCAAUGUACUUAAAAGUAACGAGAACAAAUAAUUAUCCAAUCACGUUUUCCUGUAUUACGAAAUGCAUUUUUAUUUAAACCAAUCGUAUUUACAUAUUGAUGUGUAAAGUGCAGUAACCUAAAAUCUUAAUCAUCCUUUUAAUAUACGAGUAUUUUCAAAAGAUCAAAUAGUAUUUUACAAUUCGAUAUAAAUAUAUAAAAACAAUUAAUGUACAGGGUGUGAAAAAUUAGGAACUGUCAUUAUAAUUUUACGAUAUCGAUUGUGUCAAAAUAGUUACUAAAUAAAUAAAAUCGUUUUUCUUUUUCUUUUCAUUUUUUGUUCGAUAUAAACCAUAAUAUAAUAUAUUAUAUUAAAUUGUAUAAAAGAAACAUUUUUAUGUUAACGUUUAAUUAAUUGUUCAUGCGCACAAAAUGGAAAUUUAAACAAAACAGAUCUGUUAUGGGAUAAAGUCAUUGUUCAUUAUUUCUCUUUCGAUUUAUUGUUGUACAUAAUAAA
This is a messenger RNA of Sitophilus oryzae (rice weevil), 6925 nucleotides long. It is a transcript of the gene Ca-alpha1D, whose product is annotated as muscle calcium channel subunit alpha-1. The record is from RefSeq and is a predicted model, not a curated record. Lineage: Eukaryota; Metazoa; Arthropoda; Insecta; Coleoptera; Curculionidae. Gene Ontology annotation, cellular component: voltage-gated calcium channel complex; membrane. The transcript is spliced from 29 exons. Gene Ontology annotation, biological process: calcium ion import across plasma membrane. Bases 182 to 6157 code for a protein of 1991 amino acids. Gene Ontology annotation, molecular function: high voltage-gated calcium channel activity.